GUGAACGUUUCUGUUUCUGACAGUUUUACAUGUUGUUACGCAACAUGAACGUUGGGCACCAACGUCGUUUUACUGUUUACAACAUUUAUCGCUUCGAUUCCGCUAAACUUUAACACAUGCAAAGUAGUUGGAUUUAUUUAUUUUUUUAUUUUUUUAAAGGUGACAAAUGUGUCUCAACAUAUCAACGCCUGAGAGGUCACUGACACCCGACUACGACUCCACGAUGUCACUUGAAGCCAGUAGCUCAAGGCAGUGUACCUGUGACCACAGCGAGGCCUUUGAUGAUGUACUGAAGUACGUCGGUAAGCUUCAGGAAAGCCACAGCCAACUUGAAGAACACUUUAAAAACUUAAAUGCGAGUCACCAACGAGACUACUCUUUGCUCUUUGAGGACCUUAAAGACCUACAGAACAGAAGGGAAUCUCUAGAAGAGCGAUUCAUUGACUUGACAGAACAGUAUCAGAAUGACGUUUGGAACUUGAAAAAAGAGUUAGCUGCCACAGCAGAGAAGAGUGCUGAUCGGUCUUCUGAUGCAACACAAGAUUUUUAUGAGGUGCUGGAGGCUUGUGAGAGACGCCAGUUCAAGCUGGAGCAGCAGCAGCAGAAAGAAGAGGAUGCAGGGCAUCCAGAGACAUGGGCCAAUACCACUGCACAGACAGUACUUGAAAAACUAAUCGAUGUAUCGCUAGCCUUUAUAACUGUGCUUUUGGUGCUGAUGUCCACAGUGAGCAGCUGGGUGGCCCCAUUUUUCAAGACAGCCCUUCUAAUGCUUUGCAUGCUGCUUUUUCUGGUCCUUUUGUCUUUCCUGUGGAGGCACUGGGAUGUUAUUUUAGAGUACCACCAGUUACCCUUCUGCAAUUAACAUCUUGGAAACAAAUAAAAUGAAUGCUGUUAGGUUUUGUAUUGUUGAU
This is a messenger RNA of Pundamilia nyererei, 911 nucleotides long. Its product is annotated as transmembrane and coiled-coil domains protein 1-like. Gene Ontology annotation, cellular component: endomembrane system. The record is from RefSeq and is a predicted model, not a curated record. NCBI's taxonomy places the organism in Eukaryota, Metazoa, Chordata, Actinopteri, Cichliformes, Cichlidae. Bases 167 to 862 code for a protein of 231 amino acids. The transcript has 4 exons.